AAUUGGUGUAUCCAAAUUUGCCGUAUUUAAGCAAAUUGAAAAUUUCAAAUAAGUACAUUAAUUAAAUAACAUAUGAAAGCCUUCCUUUUAGUGUGCCUCCUUGCUACAUCAUUGAUGGUUAAUGCAGUUGAAAUUCCUUAAGAUAAAGUCCUCAGCUCACAAUCAGAUUCCCCAAGUUUCCUUCAUGUCCAAUAAGUAUGCCCAUAUUGUUGCAAUGGCACAUGCUGCUCUUCCAUCUCCUCUUGUAAUAGAGGGGUGUGUAAUAAUAUAGUUGCACCUUAUACCUGUGUCUAAGGAUGAUAAUAUAUUCACAUCAUAAUUAAGUCAUACAUUUUAUCAUACA
Paramecium octaurelia is the source of this 343-nucleotide messenger RNA. Lineage: Eukaryota; Ciliophora; Oligohymenophorea; Peniculida; Parameciidae. The record is from the annotation of a GenBank genome assembly.